AUGCUGAAGAGAACCCGGAAAGUAAAAAAAACCAUUAAUCAGAAAGUGUAUGCACUCACCAAGUGUUCCCCCUCCAAAAACUGGAUUUACCACUUCCUUGAGCAUCAUCCUGAGAUCAAACUUGGUCGGCCAUCAGGACUUGAUCCAAAACGAGCUAAAUUCUUCAACCAGACUGCUGUAAAAAAGCAUUUUGAGUUGGUUGAUCAGAUCAUGAUAGAAUAUAACAUACCUUGGGAAAAUGUCUAUAAUAUGGAUGAGAAAGGGUGCCAGCAAGGAGGGGGACGAGGCCAGAGUCGGAUAAAAUAUCUUAUUUCUUGCAGGGCCAAAAAUCACUACAAAUUUCAUAGUGACAAUCUGGAAUUAGUAACUGUCAUUGAAUGUAUUUGUGCGGAUGGAACAAACUUACAGCCUGGCUUUGUAUUCUCUGGCAAACAGUUUUCUCUGGAAUGGUUUCAAGUGGACUCAAGGAUUUGUGUGUCAAUAUCUCCAAAUGGAUGGACAGAUGACUUCCUUGGUGCUCAGUGGUUCCGACAGUCAUUUAUUCCUCAAGCAACAGCCCAAAACCAGUCAGGAAAACCAAUUCUGUUAACUUUUGGUGGACACAGCUCACAUGCUGUUGACGAGAUCUGUCAGCUUGCUUUGGACAAUAGCAUUCAUUUAUAUUGCUUACCAGCACAUACCACUCAUAAACUACAGCCUCUUGAUGUUGGUACUUUUGGCCCUUUUCAGCACAAGUGGAAAGUAUGGUGUGACACAGUGGUUAAUGAAACAAGGGAGGAAACACCACGGGAAGAUUUUUUGAGAGUGUAUAUGUGA
This is a messenger RNA of Serpula lacrymans var. lacrymans S7.9, 816 nucleotides long. RefSeq lists its product as uncharacterized. The record is from RefSeq and is a predicted model, not a curated record. The coding region runs from base 1 to 816 and encodes 271 amino acids. Gene Ontology annotation, molecular function: DNA binding. NCBI's taxonomy places the organism in Eukaryota, Fungi, Basidiomycota, Agaricomycetes, Boletales, Serpulaceae. Gene Ontology annotation, cellular component: nucleus. The transcript is spliced from 2 exons.